Messenger RNA from Rotaria socialis, 573 nucleotides. The record is from the annotation of a GenBank genome assembly. Lineage: Eukaryota; Metazoa; Rotifera; Eurotatoria; Philodinida; Philodinidae.
AUGCUGGGGUUAUUGCUUUUGGCUUUUUCGAAUGCGAACAUUUUCCUAUUGCCAAGUACAAAUAGUAUCAACCCAAGAGCAACAUUGAAAUCUUGCUGUGUUAUUUUGGGUGCCAGACCCUUGGCUGGUAGGCAGAAUAUUGCAGACUUUGGAAUAAAUUUUCUUGGCUUUCACCACUUAUAUAUCAAUAUAUUUGAAAGAAGUUCUCAAUUCGCCUUGAUUGAAGGAGGUUAUGUGGGCGAAAAUAUGCCGUAUAAUACAAUAUCCUGGGCACUCGAAAAACAAAAUGACUGGGAGCAUCAGGGCUAUCAAUGGCUGCUGAAUUCCAACCGAUGUCAGGAACUAAUUAGCUGUCUUCGUAAGAAAACAUAUAUUUACAACCGAGCGCAUGUCUCCUAUCAUUUUUUAUACGGUCCCAAUAGUAAUUCAUUCAUAUGGUGGGUUCUUAACGCUUGUGGAAUUGAUAUUAAGCCACAAUAUCGGCAUUUUCCAUUUACUGGUAUCGACUAUUUCCAGCGACAUAAAGCAUGGGAAUCAAAUUUUCCACUGUUAGCUAAUCUUUCCAUACAGUAG